This is a messenger RNA of Colossoma macropomum (tambaqui), 4024 nucleotides long. Its product is annotated as serine/arginine repetitive matrix protein 5. The transcript is spliced from 8 exons. Gene Ontology annotation, biological process: positive regulation of DNA-templated transcription; negative regulation of DNA-templated transcription. Lineage: Eukaryota; Metazoa; Chordata; Actinopteri; Characiformes; Serrasalmidae. Gene Ontology annotation, cellular component: nucleoplasm. The coding region runs from base 278 to 2590 and encodes 770 amino acids. The record is from RefSeq and is a predicted model, not a curated record.
ACAAAGUGCGCAUGAAGCUAUUUGGGAUGCGGCCUUCGUACGGUUUAUACAUGUCUGCGAACACACGCUCCCAGCAGAAACAGUUUUGUUGUGGUUUUGGAGCUGCUUAUACUUUGAAUGUAAGAAGGUUAAAUUGACCUAAGACAUGAUGCGGGACUCAUAACCUCCCGUGUUUAUUAGUAAGCAAUGCUUUUGUGGUUGAUGCUUAACAGUUGCUUGCUAUCAAGCUAACCUAGCUGAGAAAGAAAGGUGAGGCGGCUAAGCUAAGGCAGCCGAAAUGUACCGAGGACCGUCAAACCCAGACUACCGCCGGGCUCCUUUACACCAAUCCCGGUAUGGACAUCCGCCCAACAAUGCUGGACCUCCCUUUUCGGACCCGUUUGACAGGCCACCUUUCCCCCCGCCGUACCGCGGAGCUCUUGGCCCGAUUUCAUACCCAAGCCCGGUCGCCGAGCCUCCACCGGGGCAUCCUCCGUACCGAGGCCCCGCCGCUGAAAGCUUCAGCGGAGCAGUGAGCAGAGAGCCGUUCUACGAGGCAGCGCCUCCAAAGCAGUUUCAACACAGCCAGCCACCCCAGGGAUGGACAGUCCAACAGACGGACCUGCAGAGCCUGGAAGUGAGGAAAAAAGCUGAAGAGUUCCUCCGAAUCCUGGAAGCCAAAGACAGGCUGGAGCUGUCCGGUCAGUCUGGAGAAAAGGGCACCAGAAGGCAGAGCCAGGACGAUGAGACCGGAAGCCUUAGCUCAGAGAAACACUCCAGCACGCGGAGCAAGAGCCGAGCCAGGAGCCGCGCCCGCAGUAAGAGCAGGCACCGCAGCCGAAGCCGCAGUCGCAGCAGGGGGAAGAGCCGUGCCCGGAGCCGCAGUCGAGGAAGGAGCCGAGCAAAGAGCCGGGCGAAGAGUCGGGCUAGGAGCCGAAGCCGGAGCCGCAGCCGGAGCCGUGGAAAAAGUCGAACCAGAGCGAAGAGUCGCGCCCGCAGCCGGAGCCGGAGCCACAGCCGCGACAAAAGCGCAAUGAGGAGUAAGAGCCAGCCUCGGCUAGAGUCCAGUAAAGACUCUCAGUGGAGUGUGAAAGAGCAUAGUGGUACCAGCAGCAACAGAGUGAGUCCGCCUGACAUCGCAAUGCCAGACCUAUUCCAGGGCCUGAAGCAGGUUCUGCAGAGCAAGGAGCUGGAGAAGCACCUGUCUGUGGUUAAAGGCGCCCUCAUGAGGAACCAGUUCCCAGAUGAAGUGAGACAAAUACAAGAAAGCCAGCCUGUAAUGGAAACCUUCCAGAAGUAUUCAGAACUUCCACAAAAGCUGUAUGAACCUGAACUCCUCGCUGGCUUUAACCAGAGCGGUCUGCUUCCUCAUGAGCGGGUCGGAGAGGGUGCCAGUUCCUUCCCCCGGAUCUUAUCCUGGGACGACCCCAGCCUGCAGCCUGAAGUCAAGCCCAUGUUCUCAAGCAUCGAGGAUGAAGAGGAGUUCCUUUACGGAGAGGAGGAAGGGAGGACCAAACCUCAGGCUGUCACCGUCCCUCUGGCCCAGACCAGACCAGUACAAUCCCCAGUGGAGACGAUGAUUUCUUCAGCAGAGUCUCCAUAUCUCACCAAGACGCUCCUCUACCAGACCUCCACUCUUCAGGAGCCCAAAGCUCAAGCCGUGCCCAGCAAACAGCCCUUGUCGACAGACACAGCUAAGGUCACCCCUGAGGACUGUGAGAAGGUGAAAAACCUGCUAAAGACUAUCGGUUUGAACCUCAGCAUGACUGAUAUCAGUAAGAUGGCAGCCAGGCUGAAGCAGAAACAGGUGGAGCAGAGAGGGACUUCUCCAGCUUCAGGGCUUGCAUUGCUCAAACCAGCCCUGGAAGCUCUGCAGGCUUUGUCUAAAGCACCCAAGUCUGAUGACAGUAGGAGCAAUCGUUCUGGAAGCAGCCAUUCUCACAGGGAAUCCGAUCACAGAGAAAAGCGGAGUGACGAAAAGGAGAGGAGGGAGAAACAGAUCCAGAUGAAGAGGAAGGAGUAUCUGGUGAAGGAACUGGAGGGGCUGCUGAAGCAGGAGGGUUCAGGUGAUUUGAUCCCAGUAAUAGGUUUCUUUUGCCAGCGAUGUGAGGAGUUCUUUGGGGAUCUGAAUAGCGCGGAGGGCCACAGUGCCUGCCACAAACAGAACAACACACAGAAGAAGGCGCCGGUGGAUCAUCACGACAGGCAUAAGGACACCAAGAGGCACGGACAGCAAGAGACACCAAGAGAGCACCAACAAAGACCACACUCGUCUGACUGCAGAGACAGAGAGAGACCGCCCAUCCAGGACAAACGGUCAGCGGCGUCACGCAUCUACCAAGACUUCCGCGAGCGCAGUCCGGAGAGGAAGCGAGCGAAGGAGGAAAAGAGUCCCCACUCCUCUUCAUCUCACGGGACAGAUCACGACAAGACCAAAGCGGAGUCUGAGAAGAAGGAGUGCAAACAGGAGAGCAAGGACAAAAAUGAGGACAAUGGGUCGCCCAAGAGCGAGAAGAAGAAAAAGAAGAAAGAGAAGAAAAUGAAGAAAAAGGAAAAAAAGAAGGAGAAGAAAAAGAAAAAAGAGAAGGCAGAGAAGGAUGCCGCCGAGUAAUCGAACUGCCGCUCGGCUUGGAUGGGAACGCUCGCGUUUUUUGAUAAAGAAUGUACAUUUGUAAUUGGACCUCUGCAUUUGCCUAAUGCUGUUUACAAUGAUCAGAUGUAGUUUUUUUCAUGUUACAAGUUCAGACAGUUUCAUCCUUUGCUCAAACAGUUAUUUACAAGCUGCCAGUUCACUGUUUUGUUCAAACAUGAUGAAGGUGGAAUGGAAAGCAGAAAUAUCCAUCAUGGACCUGAGUGAAUGGUUGCUGAUGUUAUAAAUAAAUUGGUCAGUAUUUUGUCAAAGUUUCUAUGUAAAUCCCUGAUACUUUCCACCUUGCUGUGUUUUACGUCCUACAUUGGAGUCUCUUUUGGUUCAGUUCUUAAAGGGCCUUUCUUUUCCUUGGCAACAUAAAUGAUGGAGGUUAAUACAGUGCUGUGUGGUUGUAAUCAUAUCAGUACGGCUGAAAUUCAGCAGAACUGAAUCUGACUUUUAGAAAGACAUUUCAUACUACAUUUCGUGUUUUCCUUGUGGUUCUGCUGUCCAAACUUUGAGUGCGUAUACAUGCACUCAUUAAUCUGAUCGUAAUCGGAUUUCUGCAGUUAGCCGAUUAUUCAAAUGGGCAUGUAAACAGCAUACUCUGAUCUAGAAAUCCGAUUAGGAAAUCCAAUGAAGAGAGCUGGAUUUUAGCUCAGUAAUCAGAUUUCUCAGUGCAUGUAAACUCUCACUCUGAUUUCUUUCGGAUUUCUCAGCCUGCGCUUGCGCGAGAUCAGACGUUGGAUGUCGCGAGACGCAGCAAAACACUUGGAGCGGCGCUGAAACCAAACACGAAAUAAAGGAUUUGAAUAUUCUUCAUCUUGUAGAUGAUGUAUGUUUAUAUUUUCAGGUAAAGUGGGGCGUUGUUUAAAAAAAAGUUUGAGUUUUACAUUACGUUUCCGUCACGUCGUCUUCUGCGAGUCUAUUGGCUGGUUGAAAAGCAGUAAUCUGAUUACUGCCUGAGUCAUGUAGACCCAGAGUUUCCCAUUAUCUGAUUACUCAAGAGCAUGUAAACGUGUUGAUUAUUGAAAUUACAGUUAGGGCUGUCAUGGUUAAUUAAAAUCCAUAAAGAAGUAAUCGGUUGCGUUCACAGGUCAGUAUAAAGCAAUGUUCAGCAGAUAGCAUUCGGAUCACUUCUGUCUGCAUUACUGAAAGAGAGGAGACCCACACCAGCAGGAUCUUGCAAAUCCAUGUGUUUGCAGUUAAAUUCCAGUACAACUUUACAGUAAAAGGGAUUCUGAAUGGUUUAAAAUUAGCUAAUGGUUGUUAAUUAGGUCAUGAACACUUAACAGUAUAACACAAAUAAAAAGGGCAUCAGUACCUUGUUGCUUGCCAAAUAGAGAACCCACAUUCAUCUAUACUCUUAAAACUCAGAUCGUGUUGGUUACUUGCUUUGUUUUCUCCAUCAUUUGA